AUGCAACGAAGCCUGGUGUCGCCGCUCAUGCGGCUGGUCCUGCGGCCUGCACCUAUUCCAUUCCAGCGACUUGAGGCGGCCGUGCCUGCGAUGUCCCGCCCAACCCUGUCGGUCGGAUUCGCCAUCCAGCGCGCGUUUUCUGCCACACCCGCUCCGAACGCAACACUGAACCAAGUUUUAAGGGGCUGCCGGAAACCACAACGGGCGCGUCACGCCGUGUCGCCGGCACUGUCGGAAAAGCAGGCGCCAAUGAUGAAAGGCGUAUGCCUUAAGGUCGGCAUCACUCGGCCCAAGAAGCCGAACUCGGGCGAGCGCAAAACCGCACGUGUACGGCUAUCCAACGGCCGCAUGAUCACGGCAUACAUUCCCGGCGAAGGCCACAACAUCCAGCAGCACAGUGUAGUGCUAGUUCGAGGAGGUCGCAGUCAAGAUUGUCCUGGUGUGCGUUACCACUUGAUUCGUGGCGCUCUGGAUUUGGGUGGUGUGUCGCACCGUAUGACAAGCCGGAGCAAGUACGGUACAAAGAAGCCCAAGACAGCCUCGGUGGGCUAG
This is a messenger RNA of Grosmannia clavigera kw1407, 552 nucleotides long. RefSeq names its product 37S ribosomal protein s12. Gene Ontology annotation, cellular component: small ribosomal subunit; ribosome. NCBI's taxonomy places the organism in Eukaryota, Fungi, Ascomycota, Sordariomycetes, Ophiostomatales, Ophiostomataceae. Gene Ontology annotation, biological process: translation. The record is from RefSeq and is a predicted model, not a curated record. Gene Ontology annotation, molecular function: structural constituent of ribosome. The transcript is spliced from 3 exons. Bases 1 to 552 code for a protein of 183 amino acids.